Gastrolobium bilobum is the source of this 838-nucleotide messenger RNA. RefSeq names its product calmodulin-like protein 3. The transcript has a single exon. NCBI's taxonomy places the organism in Eukaryota, Viridiplantae, Streptophyta, Magnoliopsida, Fabales, Fabaceae. Gene Ontology annotation, molecular function: calcium ion binding. The record is from RefSeq and is a predicted model, not a curated record. The coding region runs from base 40 to 699 and encodes 219 amino acids.
AGCAACAAGCACAAAAAAUUCUCUGUUUCAGUCUCCCAAAUGCCAACUAUUUUCUUAAGGAUUUUCCUUCUUUACAACCUCGUAAAUUCAUUUGUCUUGUCUCUGGUCCCCAAGAAGCUAAGAUCCUACCUCCUCCAUCGAACCAACCUCAUCCAAACCACCACAACUGCGCCUUCAACAACAUCAAGGUCCCUUAUUAUUACCAACAAAACAACAACAACAACAACAACAACAAUAAUAAUGGACCCCAAUGAGCUCAAGCGCGUUUUCCACAUGUUUGACCGCAACGGCGAUGGCAGAAUCACGAAGAAAGAGCUAAACGACUCUUUGGAAAACUUAGGAAUCUUCAUCCCUGACAAGGAAUUAACGGCGAUGAUUGAAAAGAUCGAUGUCAAUGGAGAUGGGUGCGUGGACAUGGAUGAGUUUGGGGAGUUAUAUACUUCAAUCAUGGACGAGCAUGAGCGUGAUGAAGAGGAGGAUAUGAUGGAGGCAUUCAAUGUGUUCGAUCAAAACCGUGAUGGGUUCAUCACCGUUGAGGAACUCAGAACGGUUUUGGCUUCUCUGGGACUCAAACAGGGAAGAACCGUAGAAGAAUGUAAGAAGAUGAUCAUGAAGGUUGAUGUUGAUGGAGAUGGAAUGGUUAACUACAAAGAGUUCAAGCAAAUGAUGAAGGGUGGAGGAUUCAGUGCUCUUGGUUAAUUAAUUAAUUAUGUUACCCUUAUGCAUAUGUAUGUAUACAUGCAUGCCAUCACAAAUUAAUGGUUUCAAACUUUUCAAUUCCCAUCUUGUAAAUAUGUAUUGAUGAUGUAUGCUGUUGUUAGUGGGAAGGCACACGUUG